This is a messenger RNA of Scutellospora calospora, 2443 nucleotides long. The record is from the annotation of a GenBank genome assembly. Lineage: Eukaryota; Fungi; Glomeromycota; Glomeromycetes; Diversisporales; Gigasporaceae.
AUGAAUAGUAAAAACGAUUGGAUAAAAUUUUUUAAUGAUAAUAACAUUGAAAAAAAAGAUUAUGAUAAAUGGAAAUUUUCUGGAUUAUCUAUUCCAGAAUGUAAAAUCGCAAUAGAUAAUGGAUGGACUGAUCAUAAAAUAUUAAACAAUCAUAUUAAAUAUCGAAAUUUCAGGAAAAUAAACGUCUUGGAAAUUAAAAGAUCUGAACUAGAUGUCUUAUUAGAUUUACUUGAAGAUAUCUUGGAUAAAAACAAAAAUACCUUUAAAUCUUUACCCGCAAAUUAUAAAGAGAUAAACAUAAAUAACCUAGAUAAUAAAAUAUUACCACGUGGUGCAAAAAAAAAUGAUCUUUUAAAAGCAAUAAAUGAUAAAAGGAAUACCUUUAGAUACAAAAUAGAUGAACCUAAUAAUGAAUUUGAUAAUGAUGGUUUAGAUCCAAACGAAUAUCAAAAAAUAAUAAAAUCUAUAAACGAAACUAAAGAAAUAGUAUUUAACAAAUGGAAAAACAAAGUAACCACUGAAUUUCUCAAUAAAUUCUUGGAUGGAUUCUUAAAGAGAAAAGGUGAUGAAAAUCUUGUAGAAAAAGAUCUCAGUGGAUGGUUGAAUGGUAAUGAAAUACUACCUGGAACAGAUCAAUUACUGGGUUAUACAUUGAAAGAUGAACUAAUAAAAAUAAUAAAAGUGGCUGAAAUAAUAAACGGUAAAUUCACAGGAGAUAUUAAUCAAGAAAUUUUAAAAAAUGGAAUAUCCGGUGCUGAUGUUUUAAAAGAAGAAGAGAAACUCAGUAAAAUAUUAGCAGGAGCAUAUCUACUUCCGUAUGUUUUUAACUUGAUAGGUUUCGAUCCAGAUAAAUUAAUAAAUGAAAAUUAUGAUCCUAUAAUUACUGAUCCUAAAGAUCCUAAUAACAGCAUUUAUAAUAUUGCAAAUUUUGCCAAAACAAAAAAAGAAACAAAAACCAAAAAAAUAAAAAUCAAAGAUCCAAAAACAAGUAAAAUAAAAGAAGUAACAAAAACAACAGAAACAACAAUAGUCGAUGUUGAUGGUCCUGGAGUCUUGCCUGUAUUAACCGGUGGUGGUAAAACAACUAAAUUAGCAAGAUGUCUAUUAACAUGCAUUUUUCCUGGAAAACAUAUAAUAUUGAUCACACCUAAUAAUAAAUUAGCCGCUGAUGCUGAAAAUCAUCAUACAACUUGGUUACAAUAUACCGGUGGUGUCCCAUAUAAAUGCGUAAUUCAUGGAAAAGAAGGUAAAUUACCUUACGGUGUUAAAAAAGAUACUCUUGCUUCAUGGAUCGAUGGCAAUAACAAUGACGAAAAAAAAUCAAUCAAUAAAGAUGGUGAAUCAACAUUAUCGAUAUUACAACUACAUCAUCUAACAAGAUACAUCGCAUGUGGAAAAACCAAAAUUAGUGAAAUAACAAUAAGUAACAGUAAAGAAAAGAAAGACGUGGAGUUUACUAUUGAUGAUAAUAUAAAAAAAAUGAAAGAAAAAAUCAAAGAAAAAUUGAUUGAUAAAGAUAACACCAUAAUAUUAUUCGAUGAAGCACAUUUUCCAGUCACAUCUUAUCAAGUAAUACAACCUUUGCUCAUCAGGAUGGGUUAUAAACUUUUAGUAAUGAGUGCUACCUUUCCGAAAAAAAAAUUUUCCAUAUCAACAUCAAAACCUAGAGAAGUUUAUUCAAUAACCGAAUUCAAAGAUCAGACAGAUUGGGCUAAUGAAAAAACACAAAUAUUUUUCAAGACAACUACAGACGAAUAUAAACUUAAACCAUCAGGCGAAGAAGAUCUGAGUGCUAUAACAUUAAAAUCUGGAUUAGAUCCAAAAAAAUUUAAAAUGUUGGAAGAUAGUGAUAUCCUAUUUGUGAUAUUUGAUGCUACGAAUUCUUCUGCUGUAACGGGUAUAAUCGAAGGAAUGCCACCCGGUUCUUUGUUUAUCGCGAAUGUAAAUCAUGAAAUGGGUUUCUCUCCUGAUAUCGAUAAUGUGAUAUUAACUGGUGAAACACAAUUAAAAAAAUUAGGAACUGAUGCUCAAAGAUGGAUUUAUGAUACUCCUGAUAUUAAUUUUUUAUCCGUCGCUAGUAUGGUUCAACAAAUAGGUCGUGUUGGUCGUCUCAAACCUGGAAAAGCUUAUUUAACAACACAACAACUUGAAGAAUUAACUCCCUCUCAAGACAUUGUUUAUCAUAUAAUCAACGCAAUAAUAGCACCAGCUAAAGAACUACCAAUGAAAUAUUUAAAUGAUAAAGGUUAUAAAUUUACCGGUGGUCAAGGAGAUGAUGAUUAUCAAAAUCUAUUAUGGUCUUCCAUCGCUUUCACAACCAAACAAAAUCGUCCUGUAGAAGCAGUGAUGGUAGGUAUGGUAGGUAAACCGAAAGGAUCAAAAUCAUCAAGAAAAAUAUGUCCUACUUUUGAUAAUGAUCCAAAACCAGACUUGGUAGAUAAAA